Molecule: messenger RNA, 3961 nt
Organism: Papaver somniferum (opium poppy)
Lineage: Eukaryota; Viridiplantae; Streptophyta; Magnoliopsida; Ranunculales; Papaveraceae
Exons: 2
Coding region: 1620-2660 (346 amino acids)
Source: RefSeq, a predicted model, not a curated record
GAUCGAUUUAUCGAUUUAGGCUUUGGUUCAGUGGAAUCAAGGAGGUUACUCUGUAUUAACGUAAGUCUCGAUCCAAUUUUGUUAUUUUACAACCCAGUACAUAACAAUUGGUAUCAGAGCAGCCACGAUCCAUGGGGAUUUGAAGGCAAGGUUCGAUUUUACUAAUCAAAUGUUUAUGGAGUUGAAUGCUCAAUGGGAUCGUGCAGCUGAUCAAGAUGAGAAGUGUGAGUUGUUGAAAGGGAUUACCUCUCUAUAUCGGCAAUUAAACUGGAUAUUCGCCCAAAUGUAUGGUAUUGAUUUGGUUGAAAAAGCUGAUCCAGAAAAAGAUAAUAGAAGAACUGAGGAAAUAGCUUCUUCAGUACCUACUCAACCACCACCUGAGGAACAGUUAGUUGAAGAAGAUGUUACUGAAAUCCAAGAAGUCAAAUCAAUCCCUCAUGUUAUUGAAGAGGAGAAGUUCGAUUUGUCUGAUGUUGUGAGUUCUUCAUUCAAAGAAGUCGAAUCAAUUCCUGUUGGAGUUGAAGUCAAGAAUGAUUCGACCAAGAGUGUGAAUUUACAACUUGAAGAAGUAACUGAAGCUGCAGUGAAUAACUUCCCCAGGAUAAGUCAGGUUGGAUCUGGUGAAACAAGGUGUGAAGAAAAUGAAACUUUGAAGGAGUUCGUCAUUGGUAACAACAAAGUAAUUAGUAAGAAUCGUUCUGCUCUUCUUCCUGAUUAUACUCGGUUAUUGUUUGAUCGUGGAAAAGAUUUCAAACUCAUUAAACGUUUUUCUUACUUAGCUGGAAUUUUAUGAGUUUGGUUUUGAUUCAAUUACUUCAUGAUCCUCUGCAUUAUAUGUUUGUUCGAUUUUGAUGAUCAAUGACAAUGAUAAUUGUGUUCAUGAUCUGGUAACGAAACUUGGGUACCAAUCAGCUUGGCCGUUUAGUGAAUCAAUUAUAGCUCAAAAUGGGCAGAGUAUUUGAUCAUGGGAGAGAUAUCAAAGCGAUGGAAGGAUAUUUUUGUAUUGAUAGUUUUUAUGAUUUCCAUGAUUAUACGAUUACUUCCUGCGAGCUUGUUCUUAAUGGUCAGAUUCAUGGUCUGGUGUAAUUGUUUGUAUACCAACUAAUGAGAAUGAUUGUAAUAAGCUCCUGAGCAUCAAAAGAAGUUGCAAGGAGUUCCGUGAAGGGAGAGAAGAGGUUAAGGAUAUAUUGGUAAUGGUGAAUGAUGCCGAGAGAAUAAUACAUGAGUUACUAGAAGAAAGGUUGAAUAGAAAUGUCAACAACUCUAUGCUACUUGUAUGCAAACACUGUGAAGCUGGUGGUGCUUGUUGUUAUCAGCUACUUAAGGGAACUGAAUCGCCAUCAAACAACUUGUAUGCACAAGUGCUGAUGUGCUUGAAUUCAGUUGGAGUCUCACUUGAUGGCGUUUAUGAUUUCUAUGUCGAUACAAUUAUCUUUUGUGAUUUGUUGUUUUCGAAUUGGAUUGGGACUUUACUUACCAAUCAAGGUGAGUAUUGUGACUAUACCCAGGUGUUUGAUCAAAUGAAGGAGAUGUGGGGAGAAGCAUUUUCUCUAUUGAAGCAGAAGUAUGAGCUGAUAAUUACUGCUAAUUUUCAUCUUAAAUCAGUUUGAAUUCCGUUGAUGCAGUUGGGUAGUUGUGAAGCUAUCAAUGAGCUUAUUCCAGCUGCCGAGGUCUUAAAACUGCAGUUUGUUGGUCUCUUCCAUCAUGAUGUGCUAAUGUUGGUGGACCUCUUGAGGUGGAAAUUUAAAUCGUUUUCAACUGAAUUAAUGAGUAUGGGAACUUUUGGUGGAUAUACUUGGGUCUUCGCAGGACUGGCAGGAGGAUUACAUAGCUUGGUUGAUGAUAGAUGUAGUGUAUGGAGUUUUAGUUGGAGUUUGAAUCGCUUAUUAUUGCAUUCCAGGAGUGGUUUGUAUACGAAGAGGGGAGGAAGGCAUGAGAAAUAUGUGUAUUGUGACUACUGUGAAGUUUUCAUUUUAAGGUCUCAAGGUACACAUCAAACUCCAUUCGAUACGUCAACUAUAUUCUAUCAUUGGUUCUAUCAAGUACACUUUAGCUUCCAUGUUUAUCACAUGCUGCAACCAUGGGGAGAUGGUGUUAUUUGUUUGUAUCAUUUGCUUCAUGAAUCUCUUAUCUUAUCAAAUAAGAUAUCCACCCAAGUGACUGAAGUCAGCAAAACAAAAGUGUCCACACAUGUGUUCUAUGGCAGUCUUAUCAUUCUGGACAAAGGUAUACAGGUAUUUCUUAACUUGGACCUAAGUGAUCCUAAUUUCUUCCUUUACGCACAAAAUGAAUGGUAUUCUUAUAUUCUUCUGUGGAGAUGGAAUGAUGGGGUCUGUGGUUACCUUCAUUUUGAUUAUAAUCGGCCAAUAUUUGAUUGUGGGAAGGAGUUCAAAUUCAGUAUACAGAAUUCCUACUCCGUUAAAUGUGAUUCCACAAUUCGAGGUACUAAUUGCAAUGGAAGUGGUGAAAAGCUGCAACAAGUUUUUAUUUUCUGUACUAAAUUGAUUGAGAAAAUGACAAGGCAGAGUGGGUUUAGCAGAGCAAAGGAGCGGGUUGCUCAAUGGUUGGUUAGAGAUAUCAAUUUUCUCACGCCAAUAGUUAAGGCUCAAAAGAGUUUAGUUACAGCCAGUUCAAACUCAAUCCACAAACUACUGAAUUGAGCAUGUGUAAUAGUUUACGGAUUAGUUCAUAUAAUUAUGGAUAAUCUAACGGUUGGUGCUAUUAGAAUUUUUGAGGACCCAAAUGAAGUGUUUGAUCAAGCGCAGGAUAGUCGAAGAUGCAGUUUCAGUGGUGAUUUAGGUUCCCUAAUAUGGCUGCUGAAAUGUGGGAUAACUAUUUGUAAGAAAAUUCUGUAUGAAGAAUCAUUUAAGGUUGUAGCUGACCAACAAGAAGGUGAUAGUUGUAUGCUUGCAAGGGUAGUGGGACCCCGGUCAGUAUUCACUAUAUUUCACAUUCCGGAUAUGUUAAGAAUAACAGCCUUGUUGAGUGGAAGUUCAGAUUGGUUUCAUCUGAGUUGUGUCAGAUGCGAAUUGUUAGUUGGGAUUAUAAAAGAAAAAUGUUCUCGACAAGCUUAUGGAGUAGCAGAAAGUGUGGUAUUACUAUAUGGCUUGUGGCUGAGCUACCUGGAGCCCUUGGCCACAUGAGUAGUUGUCGUUGGUUGGUUGAUCGAGGUAAAAUGCUUGAACCCAGGAAUGGCGGGAUAGGCACAUCAAGAUUUCUUGUGAAAGGGGUGAAGAUAAUAUUCUUUCCCAAGGGAAUGAAAGAAUCUGACUUGGUUGUUACUGAAGUUGUUGUGCAGUUACCGGAUACUUGCCUUGUUCUGAAGUGUCGUUAUGAGUGCAUACCAAGCUGGAAGUGGUGAAGUUUAUGGCUGUGUUUGCUGGUGGGCAUACAAGUUCAAUCAACUUCCUAAAUGGCAAGUAAUCUAUCUACAGGGAAAGGAUGGCUUUAUUGUAAGGUACAAGGCUUGAGAAGUUCCUUAUGAAGAAGAAGGCAUGGAGCAACAUUUUCAUAUCAUGGAUUUUAUUGCUUCCCAAGAUGUAAUUUUUGAGGAUAGUGGGCCAAGUAUUGCUAUGAAAGUCUUCCACCUGCACCUGCCAAGAUCAUCGACGACAACCUUGCUACUCAGUUUUUCAUCCUUGAGGACAAGGAUAUUUAAAAGGGGUAGGUAUGUCAUAUCCCCAUCCUAAGGGGAGGAUGCCCCAUAUCCGAUCUUGGUCUGUCUUUAGCCUUUUGUGUUAAAUAUCUGUUAGUAGUAAUUAAUUAUAGACUAGUUAGUUAAUUAGUGGUUAAUGAUUAUUAUAAGGGGUGUGUCGGAUGUGACCACCUGGGCUCUUCGUAGCCGUUAGAUCCUAGGUUAGAAGGAGUGAAGAUUUAUAGGCUAUGGAGUCUGUAAGAUGAAGGUUUAUGAAAAAUAUAAUCAAGAGAUCGAUUUAUCGAUUUAGGCUUUGGUUCAGCGGAA